Molecule: messenger RNA, 1314 nt
Organism: Cercocebus atys (sooty mangabey)
Lineage: Eukaryota; Metazoa; Chordata; Mammalia; Primates; Cercopithecidae
Gene: APOBEC3F
Product: apolipoprotein B mRNA editing enzyme, catalytic polypeptide-like 3F
Exons: 7
Biological process (GO): DNA cytosine deamination; negative regulation of single stranded viral RNA replication via double stranded DNA intermediate; cytidine to uridine editing
Cellular component (GO): nucleus; P-body; cytoplasm
Molecular function (GO): zinc ion binding; RNA binding; cytidine deaminase activity
Source: RefSeq, a predicted model, not a curated record
AGGCUGGUCUGGAACUCCUGACCUCAGCCUCCCAAAGUGCUGGGAUUACAGGUGUGAGCCACCGUGCCUGGCUGGGAGGUCAUUUUAAGGAGGGCUGCCCAACUGCAAGGGCGCUGUAAGCAGGAAGUGAAACCACAGCGCUUCAGAAAAAAGAGCGGGACUGGGACAAGCAUAUCUAAGAGGCUGAACAUGAAUCCACAGAUCAGAAAUCUGAUGGAGCGGAUGGAUCCAACCACAUUCGACUACAACUUUGAAAAUGAACCCAUCCUCUAUGGUCGGAGCUACACCUGGCUGUGCUACGAAGUGAAAAUAAAGAAGUACCCCUCAAAGCUCCUUUGGGACACAGGGGUCUUUCAAGGCCAGGUGUAUUUCCAGCCGCAGUACCACGCAGAAAUGUGCUUCCUCUCUCGGUUCUGUGGCAACCAGCUGCCUGCUUACAAGCGCUUCCAGAUCACCUGGUUUGUAUCCUGGAACCCCUGCCCGGACUGUGUGGCGAAGGUGACCGAAUUCCUAGCUGAGCACCCCAAUGUCACCCUGACCAUCUCCGCCGCCCGCCUCUACUACUACUGGGAAAAAGAUUAGCGCAGGGCGCUCCGCAGGCUGCAUCAGGCAGGGGCUCGCGUGAAGAUCAUGGACUAUGAAGAAUUUGCAUACUGCUGGGAAAACUUUGUGUACAAUGAAGGUCAGUCAUUCAUGCCUUGGGACAAAUUCGAUGACAAUUAUGCAUUCCUGCACCGCAAGCUAAAGGAGAUUCUCAGAAACCCAAUGGAGGCAACGUAUCCACACAUAUUCUACUUCCACUUUAAAAACCUACGGAAAGCCUAUGGUCGGAACGAAAGCUGGCUGUGCUUCACCAUGGAAAUUAUAAAGCAGCGCUCAACUGUCUCCUGGAAGAGGGGCGUCUUCCGAAACCAGGUCCAUCCUGAGAGCCGUUGUCAUGCAGAAAGGUGCUUCCUCUCCUGGUUCUGCGAGGACAUACUGUCUCCUAACACAGACUACCAGGUCACCUGGUACACAUCUUGGAGCCCUUGCCUAGAUUGUGCAGGGGAGGUGGCCGAGUUCCUGGCCAGGCACAGUAAUGUGAAGCUCGCCAUCUUUGCUGCCCGCCUCUACUACUUCUGGGAUACACAUUACCAGCAGGGGCUCCGCAGCCUGAGUGAGAAAGGGGCCUCCGUGGAGAUCAUGGGCUACGAAGAUUUUAAAUAUUGUUGGGAAAACUUUGUGUACAAUGGUGAUGAGCCGUUCAAGCCUUGGAAGGGACUAAAAUACAACUUUCUAUUCCUGGACAGCAAGCUGCAGGAGAUUCUCGAGUGA